Molecule: messenger RNA, 2115 nt
Organism: Hemisphaericaspora subhashii
Lineage: Eukaryota; Fungi; Ascomycota; Pichiomycetes; Serinales; Debaryomycetaceae
Product: SCF ubiquitin ligase complex subunit
Exons: 1
Coding region: 1-2115 (704 amino acids)
Biological process (GO): SCF-dependent proteasomal ubiquitin-dependent protein catabolic process
Cellular component (GO): SCF ubiquitin ligase complex
Molecular function (GO): protein binding
Source: RefSeq, a predicted model, not a curated record
AUGAUCACUCCCUCCAUCCCAAGAGAAGAAGAACCAGAACCAGAACAACAUGAGAUCAGAGAUGUUUUGGGAAAUACCAUGGGUCCAUCUCUUCCUCCAUCCCCUGUUCGACAACAUCAUGUAAAUAUAAAUGAUUUACCAAUAGAAUUAUUAAUUCAAAUCUUUUCCCAACUUGAUCCAAUAUAUUUGAAUACUAUUCGAUUAGUAUGCAAGAAAUGGGAUUAUGCGAUUAAUGAUAAAGAAACCUGGACUAAAUCAUUCAAUUUGAAAUUCAAUACCCCGAAGAUAUUUCCAAGUUUGACUAAUUCUAUAAAUUGGAUGAGUGAAUAUUUCGCCAGAUUGAAUAUCUUGAAGAAUUGGAAACGAGGUAAAUCCCUUCAUCAGUUCUAUCGAUUGAUAAACAAUGAAUAUAGAUUCAAUGAUAUGACCAUUAGUGAUUUCAAAUCGGAUCGAAUCAUGAUCUUUUCUAAAAGACAUGGAAAUAUUACUCUGGGGAACUUGAUGAAUGGGAAAAAUCAGAGUUUUAUACCUGGUGGUACUAAUUUGAAUAUUUUAUGUCUGGAUAUGAAUUAUAAUUAUUUGGUAAUGGGGAAAUUGGAUGGUGAGAUUCAUUUACGAGAUUUGAAUAAAUCUACAUCUGUAUCAAACAGAGUAAGUUCACUUAAGUUUCCCGAGAGAGAAAAUGGACCUAUAAUGUCUAUUGUUAUGAAUGACACCCCGGAUAUUUUUAGGAAUAAAGUUGAUGUUAUAAGUGGAGGAUAUAAUGGGAAUGUUAAAUGUUGGACUUUGAAUGGGAAUCUAGUCAAGUCAUUUGAAUUUGGUGAAAUUGUAUAUAAUAUCAAAUCAGAUUUCAAUAAAUUUAUCCUUCUAAAUACCGAGAAUGAUAUUUAUGUCAUCAAUUAUCAAACAUUGGAAGUUAUCAAGAGAAUACCGAUGGGAAACAUAACCAUUGAAAACGCUGAAGAUCCAAAUACAGCACAUUAUUAUGAUGCAUUAAUAUAUCAAAAGAAUUUCUUUGAUGUAGACUAUGCAUCCCACAGUAUUAUCAUAAGUCAUCUAUCAGUCAUUAAAGUAUUCAACUUUGAAACGGAACGAGAAAGACAAUUAAUCUUACCAGAUGAUACAAUUAUCAUGAAAUCACAGAUGCAAACCGUCCGUCCAUCAAAAAUCUAUAAUAGAAACCCAAGCAUAAUUGGAAAGGAUGGUUUAUUAUAUGCAAAUCUACUCUCUGAUGACUCGGUGAUCAUUUGGAAUAUCCGUGAAGAUUCCAAAGAUAUUGAACCUAUAGUCAAGAUCCAUCCUGAUUUACAACACAUCAAAUAUUCUAUAUCAAUUUAUGAAGCAAUAAAUCGUCGAGCAUUACCUCAAGUUACAACCAUUGCAUUGAAUGGAUGUAUAAUUGCCAUUGGGGGAUAUAAUGGAGUUACGAAUAUUUAUGAUGUUUUCAGUGGGAAAUUUUUACGUGAAAUUUCAAUGAAAUUCCCAAAACGAUUUACUCAUACCUAUAAUGAAUUGAUACCGAUAAAUUUCAUUAAAUUAAAUCCAAAUCAAAUUGAUACAAAUGGAAUAAUUGUUUGUGGUGAUACGAUUCAAUAUUUCCAAUUUGGUGAUUUGCAAGAGAUAAAAUCUUCUGGAUCCAAUAAAAAGGCAAAAUUGGUGAACAUGGGAGUGCUUGGCAAAAACGAAUCAAAGAGGAAGAUAAGAGAAGGUAGAGCCGAAUAUGAUAGUGAAGAAUAUACUAAGAGUAAGACAUAUGGACUUUUGGAUAAAUAUAAUGGAACUCAAUUUGACGAUGAAGAUGAUGAAUUAACUAUGGCAUUGGCAAUUAGUGAAAGUUAUCAUAGCAGCAAAGAUACAAGUCAAGUGUCUGUAGAUCAUGAGGAAAAUAUUGUCAAUGGCGGAUCAAUAGAGGAAGAAGAAUUGGAUGAAGAGUUGUUGUUAGCCAUUGAAUUGUCUAAGCAAGAAGCGGGUUUGCAGACGGAGGAAGAAGAAGAAGAGUAUAGUUUGUAUAGUGCUGAACCAAUCGAACUGAGUAGUAGUCAAAGGGAAUUAAUAGAUCAUGAAAUUGACGAAGAUAUUAGAAGGGCAUUGGAACUUUCAUUGAUUGAAAAGUAG